Aethalodelphis obliquidens (Pacific white-sided dolphin) is the source of this 2674-nucleotide messenger RNA. RefSeq names its product serine and arginine rich splicing factor 10 (gene SRSF10). The transcript has 6 exons. Gene Ontology annotation, molecular function: RNA binding. Bases 118 to 903 code for a protein of 261 amino acids. The record is from RefSeq and is a predicted model, not a curated record. NCBI's taxonomy places the organism in Eukaryota, Metazoa, Chordata, Mammalia, Artiodactyla, Delphinidae.
AGAAGAGGCGGUUGCUGUAGCGGAGCUCUCUGGCUGUGUGUCUCGAGGAUCUGGCGCCGGAGCUGCGGACGGUUUGCUGAGCCCGUUAGUGUCCUUGCUGAGACCCACGCCGCCGUCAUGUCCCGGUACCUGCGUCCCCCCAACACGUCUCUCUUCGUAAGAAACGUGGCGGACGAUACCAGGUCUGAAGAUUUACGACGCGAAUUCGGUCGUUAUGGUCCUAUAGUUGAUGUGUAUGUUCCACUUGAUUUCUACACUCGCCGUCCAAGAGGAUUUGCAUAUGUUCAAUUUGAGGAUGUUCGUGAUGCAGAAGAUGCUUUACAUAAUUUGGACAGAAAAUGGAUUUGUGGACGCCAAAUUGAAAUACAGUUUGCACAGGGGGAUCGAAAGACUCCAAAUCAGAUGAAAGCCAAGGAAGGGAGGAAUGUGUAUAGUUCUUCACGCUAUGAUGACUAUGACAGAUACAGACGUUCUAGAAGCCGAAGUUAUGAAAGAAGGAGAUCAAGAAGUCGUUCCUUUGAUUACAACUAUAGAAGAUCUUAUAGCCCUAGAAAUAGACCGACUGGAAGACCACGGCGUAGCAGAAGCCAUUCCGACAAUGAUAGAUUCAAACACCGAAAUCGAUCUUUUUCAAGAUCUAAAUCCAAUUCAAGAUCACGGUCCAAGUCCCAGCCCAAGAAAGAAAUGAAGGCUAAAUCACGUUCUAGGUCUGCAUCUCACACCAAAACUAGAGGCACCUCUAAAACAGAUUCCAAAACACAUUAUAAGUCUGGCUCAAGAUAUGAAAAGGAAUCAAGGAAAAAAGAACCACCUAGAUCCAAAUCUCAGUCAAGAUCACAGUCUAGGUCUAGGUCAAAAUCUAGAUCAAGGUCUUGGACUAGUCCUAAGUCCAGUGGCCACUGAUAGUAUAAACCAUGAUAUUUUUAGGCAUGUAUCAUUCAUUUACUCUCAUAGUUUGGUUUACUUAAAUUAUCAGGAAUACAAUGUUGCAAUGAUGCUUAAAAAAACACUUGUCAGUUUUCCCUGUACCAGGCAAUGGUUAUUAUUAAAAUGAUAUGCUGUUGAGAAGCCACUCUUAAGAGUCCAGUUUGUUUAAUGUUAUGGGCAGCUACCAAUUUGUGGUGUCUCUGUAUAUUUUUGUAAAGAUUCUCAUUUUUUAAUGCUUGAGGUAUUGGUGAAAAGAUGUUGGUUGACCAUAAUUUGCAACAUUGUCUUAUUAAAAAUAAACUUUCAUAUCCAUAUUUGGUAGAACUGUUAACCUAGAAAUGUAGCUUGCUAAUCAGGUAGAAUGAUACAAAAGUGAAGUUGUAGCCACCGUACAACACUGACCCGACUAGACACAUUUAGGUUCAGGGUGGACCUUUUUGUCUUGUCAAGGUGUCGAGACCCACGAUGACAAUUUAUGGCACAGUGUGGAAUAGUUCUUUUGUUAACCCCACUGUCUCGGGGAAUGACGCCAACUGGGUUAAGUAGCAUUUUCAGGGAGAUGGCGUUUUUGAUUGAAACACGGAGCCUUCACUUUUCUGGUUUCUGUGAAGAUUUGGAACCAUACAAACAUCGGAAAAACCCACCUUAAAAUUUGGGCAGGUUGAUGAUGGCAGAAAUAAUUUUAAGGGGAAAAGAAUGCUCUUAUGCAGUUACUCUAAACUUUAAGGAGCAUUGUUGACCAUAAUAUUGCUUAGUUUUCUCACUGCUGUUAAAAGCAAGUAAAGUGUUUUCAAAGUAGGUUUUGUUUGUGUGUGCGCAUAGUGUAAAAGGACUGAAUUUUGAUACUUAAAGCACUUGGUGUGUGCAUUUGUAUCAAAAUUUGCCCAUAUCUUUAUGAAGGAGGCUUGUUCUUCACGCCUCAGUUUAUUUAAUGUGAGGCAAGUAAAAAGACAACACUCCCAUUCUACGUGAUUCUGUGGUGCCAUGAGAUUUUAAAUAAUUCUGGAAAAAACUAAUUUUAAGGAAGUCACAUCUCUUGAGGUUUUGACUGAUUAUCCAUGUAGUACCUGAUGAAAAUAAUACCCUAACUCUUUAUAAUUUCUAACAUCUCUCUGCGAGACCAUUUGGGGGCAAUAAAAAGUGACUUGACGUGUCCAAUCUCAUUUCAGAAUAAAAGCUGGCAUCCUUAAAAUUUUUAGAUUGCUUGCUUACAGGCAUAAUAAGUAAGAAAUAUUUUAGGGAAACCAUUCCUUUUAGAGGAUUACUUUUUUCAAUUUUGGUUUUAGUAAUCUAGGCCUUGCCUGUAAAGAACAAAAGGUGGUUUUUAAAUACUGUUUGUGGAAUGUGUUUAAAGGAUUGAUUCUAGAACCUUUGUAUAUUUGAUAGUAUUUCUAACUUUCAUUUCUUUACUGUUUGCAGUUAAUGUUCAUGUUCUGCUAUGCAAUCAUUUAUAUGCACGUUUCUUUAAUUUUUUUAGAUUUUCCUGGAUGUAUAGUUUAAACUACAAAAAGUCUAUUUAAAACUGUAGCAGUAGUUUGCAGUUCUAGCAAAGAGGAAAGUUGUGGGGUUAAACUUUGUAUUUUCUUUCUUAUAGAAGCUUCUAAAAAGGUAUUUUUAUAUGUUCUUUUUAACAAAUAUUGUGUACAACCUUUAAAACAUCAAUGUUUGGAUCAAAACAAGACCCAGCUUAUUUUCUGCUUGCUGUAAAUUAAGCAAACAUGCUAUAAUAAAAACAAAAUGAAGGAAA